Messenger RNA from Setaria italica (foxtail millet), 534 nucleotides. Its product is annotated as alpha,alpha-trehalose-phosphate synthase [UDP-forming] 5. Gene Ontology annotation, molecular function: catalytic activity. Gene Ontology annotation, biological process: trehalose biosynthetic process. Gene Ontology annotation, cellular component: cytosol. Bases 1 to 534 code for a protein of 177 amino acids. The record is from RefSeq and is a predicted model, not a curated record. The transcript has 2 exons. Lineage: Eukaryota; Viridiplantae; Streptophyta; Magnoliopsida; Poales; Poaceae.
AUGAACAAGCAGGUGGUGCCUGGCGGCACUGGAUCUGGAUGGAAGGCGGUAGCUGAGCGAGUGAUGAGGCAGUACAUGGAGGCAACCGCUGGCUCCUACAUGGAGACGAAGGAGAUCGCGCUGGCGUGGCACUACCAGAACGCCGACCCGGUGGUGGGCCCGUGCCAGGCCAAGGAGCUCCACGACCACCUCGUCGGCCUGCUCGCCGACGAGCCGGCGUCCGUGGCCAUCGGCAGCCAGAUCGUGGAAGUGAACCCUCAGGGCGUGAACAAGGGCGUGGCGGUGAGGGGCGUGCUGUCGGCGAUGUCGCGGCGCGGGGUGGCGGCGCCGGACCUGGCGCUGUGCUUCGGGGACGGCGAGGCCGACGAGGACAUGUUCGAGGCCCUGGCGAGGUCCGGCGCGCGCCUCGCUGCGGGCGCGAGGGUGUUCGCGUGCACCGUGGGGAAGAAGGCGACCGAGGCGGCGUUCUACGUGGAGGAGCCCGCGGACGUGGUCGGCCUGCUCCGCGCCCUGGCACGCUGCUACUCCUACUAG